Molecule: messenger RNA, 2214 nt
Organism: Meloidogyne enterolobii
Lineage: Eukaryota; Metazoa; Nematoda; Chromadorea; Rhabditida; Meloidogynidae
Source: the annotation of a GenBank genome assembly
AUGGAUGAAUUGGCAAGGAAGAGAAAGGAAUCUGCUCAAAAGAAGAUAGAUGAUGAACAAAAGAGGAAGCAUGAGGAAGAAGAAAAACGGAAGAAAUCUUUGGAAGAUAAAAAAUUGGCAGAACAGAAGGCCAAUGAAGAGGCUGAAGCUGCAAGGAAGAAAGCUUUAGAAGAACAAAAGAAAGUUGAUACGGGUGUUAAAAAGUUUGUUUUGGAAGAUGAAAGACCCAAGGAUGUUAAGGAAGAUUUGCCAACACAAUUUGAAAAAUUAGAGAAGACAAAGUUGGAAGAAAUGCCAGCAAAACAACCAAAAGGAGAGGAAGCAAAGACACCCGAAACUAAAAAAGAACCAAUGUUCUUAAUGAAGAAAAAGAUGGAGGAAGAAAAGGAAAAAGCCAAAAAACUGGCAGAAGAAAAAAAAUUAAAGGAAGAUGAAGAGAAGAAAAAGAAGGAAGAUGAAGCUAAAAAGAGGAGAGAUGAAUUAUUGGCUAAGAAGAAGGAUGAGGAAGGAAAGAAAAAAGAAGUAAAAGAAGAGCCUCCAAAGAAACUCGAUGAUUCUAAGAAAGAUGAGGAUGAGAAGAGAAAGAAGGAACGUGAAGAAGCCUUGAAGAAACGACGUGAAGCUGAAGAAAAGGCAAAAGCAGAAGCUGAUGAAGCUAAGGCAAAAAUGGAUGAGUUGGCAAGGAAGAGAAAGGAAUCUGCUCAAAAGAAGAUAGAUGAUGAACAAAACAGGAAGCAGGAGGAAGAACAAAAACGGAAGAAAUCCUUGGAAGAUAAAAAAUUGGCAGAACAGAAGGCCAAUGAAGAGGCUGAAGCUGCAAGGAAGAAAGCUUUAGAAGAACAAAAGAAAGUUGAUACGGGUGUUAAAAAGUUUGUUUUGGAAGAUGAAAGACCCAAGGAUGUUAAGGAAGAUUUGCCAACACAAUUUGAAAAAUUAGAGAAGACAAAGUUGGAAGAAAUGCCAGCAAAACAACCAAAAGGAGAGGAAGCAAAGACACCCGAAACUAAAAAAGAACCAAUGUCCUUAAUGAAGAAAAAGAUGGAGGAAAAAAAGGAAAAAGCCAAAAAACUGGCGGAAGAAAAAAAAUUAAAGGAAGAUGAAGCGAAGAGAAAGAAGGAAGAUGAAGCUAAAAAGAGGAGAGAUGAAUUAUUGGCUAAGAAGAAGGAUGAGGAAGGAAAGAAAAAAGAAGUAAAAGAAGAGCCUCCAAAGAAACUCGAUGAUUCUAAGAAAGAUGAGGAUGAGAAGAGAAAGAAGGAACGUGAAGAAGCCUUGAAGAAACGACGUGAAGCUGAAGAAAAGGCAAAAGCAGAAGCUGAUGAAGCUAAGGCAAAAAUGGAUGAGUUGGCAAGGAAGAGAAAGGAAUCUGCUCAAAAGAAGAUAGAUGAUGAACAAAACAGGAAGCAGGAGGAAGAACAAAAACGGAAGAAAUCAUUGGAAGAUAAAAAAUUGGCAGAACAGAAGGCCAAUGAAGAGGCUGAAGCUGCAAGGAAGAAAGCUUUAGAAGAACAAAAGGAAGUUGAUACGGGUGUUAAAAAGUUUGUUUUGGAAGAUGAAAGACCCAAGGAUGUUAAGGAAGAUUUGCCAACACACUUUGAAAAAUUAGAGAAGACAAAUUUGGAAGAAAUGCCAGCAAAACAACCAAAAGGAGAGGAAGCAAAGACACCCGAAACUAAAAAAGAACCAAUGUCCUUAAUGAAGAAAAAGAUGGAGGAAGAAAAGGAAAAAGCCAAAAAACUGGCGGAAGAGAAGAGAUUAAAGGAAGAUGAAGCGAAGAGAAAGAAGGAAGAUGAAGCUAAAAAGAGGAGAGAUGAAUUAUUGGCUAAGAAGAAGGAUGAGGAAGGAAAGAAAAAAGAAGUAAAAGAAGAGCCUCCAAAGAAACUCGAUGAUUCUAAGAAAGAUGAGGAUGAGAAGAGAAAGAAGGAACGUGAAGAAGCCUUGAAGAAACGACGUGAAGCUGAAGAAAAGGCAAAAGCAGAAGCUGAUGAAGCUAAGGCAAAAAUGGAUGAGUUGGCAAGGAAGAGAAAGGAAUCUGCUCAAAAGAAGAUAGAUGAUGAACAAAACAGGAAGCAGGAGGAAGAACAAAAACGGAAGAAAUCAUUGGAAGAUAAAAAAUUGGCAGAACAGAAGGCCAAUGAAGAGGCUGAAGCUGCAAGGAAGAAAGCUUUAGAAGAACAAAAGGAAGUUGAUACGGGAAGAUUUGCCAACACAAUUUGA